UCAGCGAACAGGGCGCAGCUGCUAAUGCUAGCUCGUCUCUCCUCCAACAACAACAACAACAACAACUGCGCAGUUUAAUAACAACAGUUUAGCUCAGACACGCUUCACUUCUCUUCUCAUCUAACAACACGACACGGCAGGAUGUCAGUCUCCAUCACCAAAGCUGAGGGGGUCUCUGUGUUUACUUUGACCUUUGACCCCAAAAGUGCUUUGCCGCCCCUGUGCCAAAUCUUCCAGGCUCUUUGCUGCAGUCCUGUGUGGUGCUCUGUGUCCAAGCACCUGCGGGGUGUCCAGGGCAAGGCUCACUCAGUCCUCGGGACUCUGCACAUUAUGGUUGGACUGCUCUACAUUGGACUGGGAACAAUUCUUCUUUCCUCUGGAAGUGGUUCAGGUUGGCGAAUGGAUGAAACACGGUAUCCUCUUUGGAUGGGAGCAUUCUUUAUCGUGUUUGGCAUCGUGAGUUUUUUGUCAGAGAAGUUCCCGAGUCCAUGUCUGGUCACCAUGAGUGUGACUCUGAACAUGGCAGGCGCUGUCUUUGCUGUGGCAGCCUUCAUCCUCUACGCCGUCAAUAUGAACGACGCAUCGCUGUACUGGAUGUGUAGGAGUGACGAUGACGAUUACAGGUUCAGCGACCCGAAGACGCCGUCUGUAGAGCAGGACCGGAUCCUGCAGACUUGUCUGUCUGGCCGCCUUCUGGUCCUGCUGCUGCUCAAAAGCAUCAAUGGUGUGCUGUUGGUCUUGUCUUUGCUGGAGUUCUGUGUCACCAUCUCCUGUGUGGUCUUGGGGAUAAAGGCUCUCAUGAGCCAGGAGAAGUUUACUCACAAGAUUACGUCUGAACCAGAACUCUACAAACCACUUCUGGAGGAAGUAACUCUUAACGCCUGAACUGCAGCGUCUCUGUAGCGUGUCAGUCAUCAGUGCUUUACAUUAUCCAGCUUCUAAACCCUGUAUAUCAUCUGUAAUAUGUUUGCACUCGUAGUUUUGAUGCAUGUGUUGCUUUGAUUAGGAUUUUGAAUGAGUUUUCCUUCCAUUUCAUCACCAUAAAGAUUUCUAUUUCAUUUAUAUUUUACUUUUCUAUUAUCAGCUUCAUUGAUUCUUGUCCUUUCAAAAAAUGUCACAUUUUAAAGGAGGUUCAUGUCCCAUGUGUGUGUGUGUAUGCUGUGUGUAUUGAUUGGAUUGAGUCACUUUUGUUUAACCUGUGAUGGGAAAUAACUCCGUUGUAAUGUGCUUGUAGAUUAAUUGUUUUUGUAUUUUCUUUGCUUAUUUAAUUUCUAUUCUAUUGCACUAGAGUAAAAUAUAUUUUUUUAUUUGAUUUAAAACUUGCACGACAUGUAAUAACAAUAUGGUGGAUUGUUUAUUUAAACCCCCAUCACAUUAAAUUGAAUCAGUAACAUUUGGUUUUCUUGUAUGAAACAGUAGAUUGUGUUUAGUUACAACUGUCAUCAUUCCAGUGAGUCCUAAAAACAGACCAGGUGUAGUGGUUGAAAUCAUGCUAAACGUAAAGCUCUAGUUUGUAACUUUUAAAUCAAAACAAAUCUGGUACAUUUAAACAGUUUAAAGUGCUGAUGUGUUUUUUUGUUUCUGUGUCUGUGGCGAAAUACCCUCGCUUACACACAGAGUGACACAUUGUACGUCUCUGACCAGCUGCCUGAUGAUGUGCCUGCGUGCAUUAAUCACAGCUGCUGCUGUUCCCUUCACCACGCAGCUCUAAUUAAAUGUCCUGGAUUUAGUCUUGCAUCCGACAAACCAAAGUACUGCAGAAACAGAAUCAGAUGACAACCUUGCUUUUAUGUAUGUGUGUAAGAGAGAGAGAGAAAGAGAAAACGAGGUCAUGGACUGCAGGGUCUCAGAGACUGCAGACUUUCAGUCAAUACUAAGAAAUCAACAGGGGGCAUAGGAGGUUUUGCUCUGGAGCGUCGUAUAACAUUUUAUAUUCAUGUACACGUUUACAAUUUAGAGAAUUCAUUUUGGUGGAUUGUUCUCUGAUGUAACAAUGCUUCUUGGCAAUAAAACCUAUGGUGGAAAGUC
Messenger RNA from Solea solea (common sole), 2028 nucleotides. RefSeq lists its product as uncharacterized. The coding region runs from base 142 to 885 and encodes 247 amino acids. The transcript is spliced from 7 exons. Gene Ontology annotation, cellular component: membrane. Lineage: Eukaryota; Metazoa; Chordata; Actinopteri; Pleuronectiformes; Soleidae. The record is from RefSeq and is a predicted model, not a curated record.